CCGCCGCCGCCGCCGCCCGCGCUGCCGCCCGCGCUGCCGCCCGCGCACCCGCACCACCACCCGCUGCCCAGCCUGCCCUCCGGCUUCUGCUCCAGCCUGGCCCAGGGCAUGGCGCUCACCUCCACGCUCAUGGCCACGCUGCCCGGCACCUUCCCCGCCUCGCCGCAGCACCAGGAGGCCGCCAGGAAGUUCGCGCCGCCGGGCAACUUCGAGAAAGGCGAGGGGAUGCCCCCGGACGGCGGCGGCGACGACGGCAAAGCCUUCCUGGGCAAGGACGGGGCCCUCCUGCCCUUCCCCGCCGCCGACGCCGUCCAGGCUUCCCUCGCCGGGGCUCUGCGCGGCCCGGGCAAGGAGGACCCCAAGGCGGAGGAGGACGCCAAAGGCAAGGAGGAAAGUUUCUCCAUGGACAGCGACCUCGAUUACAGCUCGGACGACAACAUCCCCGGGCAGGCGGCUCACAAGGAGGAGGACUCUGGCAACGCGCUGGAGGAGAGCGCCCAGAACCCGCCCAGCUCCAGCAGCACCACGUCCACGGGCAAAAACCGGCGGAGGCGAACAGCCUUCACCAGCGAGCAGCUGCUGGAGCUGGAGAAGGAAUUCCACUGCAAAAAGUACCUGUCCCUGACCGAGAGGUCCCAGAUCGCUCACGCCCUCAAACUCAGCGAGGUGCAGGUGAAAAUCUGGUUCCAGAACAGGCGGGCCAAAUGGAAACGGGUCAAGGCGGGCAACGCCAACUCCAAGACGGGGGAGCCGUCGCGGAACCCCAAGAUCGUGGUGCCCAUCCCGGUGCACGUCAGCAGGUUCGCGAUCAGGAGUCAGCACCAGCAGCUGGAGCAAGCCCGGCCCUGAUCCCUCCCUCGUCCCGCCAGGUUUGCACGGGAAAAGUUUCCAACCCGGGGUUUGAAGGCGACCCGCCCGCGUAGAAACAAAAACGAGGGAAGCAAAACAAAAAAAACAAACAAAACAACCAAACCGGCAGCAGAAAAACCCACGGCAAAGAACUAGAACAGCACGAAAUAAGACAGGAAAAACAGAGCCCCGCGCGAGCGCGUGGCAAAUCCCCGAACUCGGGAGCGGAACUUUCCGCUGACGGCGGCUUGGGAACGGUCUGGGUUGGGAGCAGGGAUGUCCCGGCUGGCAGAGGCACACGAGCCUCCCUCCCACUCCCCACACACACACAGAGAUAUUUAUUGCGAGGCUGCCCCGCUCAGGGCGCCCUGGACGCGGAGCCGGCGCUGGAUCCCCUCCGCGGAGCAUCCCCGCGGCGCCUCUCGCCCUUCUGGGGUUUUCUUUCUUGUUCGGGGGCGAAAGGUAAAACAAAAAAAGCGACAAAAAGACCACAGAACGAACAAACAAACAAAAAAAA
Messenger RNA from Passer montanus (Eurasian tree sparrow), 1366 nucleotides. It is a transcript of the gene GBX2, whose product is annotated as gastrulation brain homeobox 2. The annotation marks the transcript as partial. Gene Ontology annotation, biological process: regulation of transcription by RNA polymerase II; regulation of nervous system development. The record is from RefSeq and is a predicted model, not a curated record. Gene Ontology annotation, cellular component: nucleus. The transcript has 2 exons. Gene Ontology annotation, molecular function: RNA polymerase II transcription regulatory region sequence-specific DNA binding; DNA-binding transcription factor activity, RNA polymerase II-specific. NCBI's taxonomy places the organism in Eukaryota, Metazoa, Chordata, Aves, Passeriformes, Passeridae.